Messenger RNA from Annulohypoxylon truncatum, 1117 nucleotides. RefSeq lists its product as uncharacterized. The transcript is spliced from 3 exons. Lineage: Eukaryota; Fungi; Ascomycota; Sordariomycetes; Xylariales; Hypoxylaceae. The record is from RefSeq and is a predicted model, not a curated record. Bases 305 to 1000 code for a protein of 231 amino acids.
GGUAAGAGUAUCCGGUAUUUUCACCACAGCCUCAAAUAUACCUCCGUUUUCAGAGCUUCCUCAAUCGUCACAUAGAUACAACACAAGGAUCAACACGCACAUGACAAAUAUAUUUCUAUCACAUCUUGUGUAACUUCACAUGAUGCUGUGCCUCUAGCCUACAUGUAAGGUACAAAUCAGCUCCGGAUCGUUCCCGAGGUUUGUUCAUCCCCCAAGCUAGUUUCUUGCCUCCCAUCUGACUCGGAACUACCCCGUCCCUCUCCCUUCUGAGUUUGAGGGUGAAGAGAAGGCCCAACUUGUCAAGAUGGCCGGAUCUAUGGUGUAUACAGAUUCAGACCAAGUCAUUACAGUCUUCGAUGGAGCUCUUUCGACGCGGGUAAUCAGCCAUCCCUUGCGGGCCUUUGCCCUAGAAGCAACCUUUCACUUAGACCAUCCAAUGUUCCCAACGCUCAUUUCAAGAAAGCCGCCAAUGCAUUUCCACCAACAUCAAGUGGAAUACAUUCAGGUUCUUGAGGGCCGACUGGGAUUUGAACAUGCAGGAAAAUCAUGGUUCAUGGUUCCAAGCGAGGGCGAGUUUGGCGUACGUCCUGGAGUCAACCAUCGCUCGUAUCCUGUACCAGCAGAGGAUCCCUCAACAUCCAAAACGCUCAAGUUCCUCAUAUCGGGAGAGAAGACUUCGGAAGUCUUCAGUCUAGAUCUAUUGUUCUUUGAAAAUUGGUACCUAUAUCAACAAAAACUGAUCCUGAACGGCCAAAACCCCAAUAUAAUACAGGUUUUGAGUACUUUCGAUGCCGGUGGAUCUUAUCUCUCCUUUCCGGACUGGAUGCCGUUUGGUAGGACGAUAUCAGUCACCUUAGGCAUUGUAGUUGGGAGGUGGCUAGGAGGGUUGUUGGGCUAUCCGCCAUUCUAUCCCGCUUGGUCAUCAGAUUGGGAAUUAGCCUGCAGAAAAAUGAAGGCGUCGAUUUUUCAGAGGCGUUGGGCGGAUACUAAGAAAUUGUAGAGCGGAUGAUACCUUAGCCGUAGCUCCCACUACUUCCACAGAGCCAGCCUCAUUGAUCAUGAUUUAGUUGAUAGCGCAUGCUAGUUUAUCUACAAAUACAGGCUUGAUAAACUCAUU